This is a messenger RNA of Tupaia belangeri chinensis (Chinese tree shrew), 2020 nucleotides long. It is a transcript of the gene MAFF, whose product is annotated as MAF bZIP transcription factor F. The record is from RefSeq and is a predicted model, not a curated record. Bases 283 to 705 code for a protein of 140 amino acids. Gene Ontology annotation, biological process: regulation of transcription by RNA polymerase II; regulation of epidermal cell differentiation. Gene Ontology annotation, molecular function: RNA polymerase II cis-regulatory region sequence-specific DNA binding; DNA-binding transcription factor activity, RNA polymerase II-specific. Lineage: Eukaryota; Metazoa; Chordata; Mammalia; Scandentia; Tupaiidae. Gene Ontology annotation, cellular component: nucleus. The transcript is spliced from 3 exons.
GACGUCACCGCAUGACUGGGUUUUUAUGAAUGAAAGGAAUCCUGUGAGUAAUUCCGGGAAGCUCGCCUUACAACUGCGCGCAGCCCCGGCCCCUUGAGCCGCCUGUCGCACAACAAAACUCGGCGCGGCGCUCCUCGGCGGUCUGGCUCCGAGUGACUUGCGGUUUGAAUCAGAGGGGAGACGGACCAGGACGCCGGCCGGGACAGCACCCGCCCGUACGAGGGAGCCAGGCCAAGCGGGCCGAGAGGCGGGUCUCCAGCCCAGAGGGCAUUUUCUGCAAACAUGGCUGUGGAUCCCCUAUCCAGCAAAGCCCUGAAGAUCAAGCGUGAGCUGAGCGAGAAUACUCCGCACCUGUCGGACGAAGCGCUGAUGGGGCUGUCGGUGCGGGAGCUGAACCGGCACCUGCGGGGGCUCUCGGCGGAGGAGGUGACUCGGCUCAAGCAGCGGCGUCGCACGCUCAAGAACCGCGGCUACGCAGCUAGCUGUCGUGUGAAGCGCGUGUGCCAGAAAGAAGAGCUGCAGAAGCAGAAGUCGGAGCUGGAGCGAGAGGUGGACAAGCUGGCACGUGAGAACGCCGCCAUGCGCCUGGAGCUCGACGCGCUGCGCGGCAAGUGCGAGGCGCUGCAGGGCUUCGCGCGCUCGGUGGCCGCCCGGGGGCCUGCGGCGCUUGUGGCGCCAGCUAGCGUCAUCGCCCGUCAUCCAUGACCACACCCCAUUCCCAAAGCCCCGCCCCGCUGACCCAGCCCCUGCCCAAAGUGCCUGAGCGCGGUCUCUGUCCCUGGAUCCCAUUUCUUUGCAGCCACCAGCCCCCACGUUCACACAGAAUGUGCUGAACAUUCUGUGCCGGAGCCGUCUUCCUCUUGUAGCCUCUGAAAUCGGGAUUGAAUAGCCCUGGGGAGGGGUAACUUUGUUAAGUUGGUGUGUGUGGGCGGGGUCCAGGUUGGGGUCUCCCUUGACUGAAAGUCCAGGCUUCUUAGAUGUGAGGAAUGGAACCCGGUGCCAGCUCGGAGCUGUGGGUGUUGAAGAAGGCACUCGUCACUUGGUGGGACUGUGCCGGAUGCUCUCCACCUUCCAGGAUUCGGAGCUGGGUUUGGCCCAGUGGUGACUUGUGGAGCUAUCCACUGGGAAGCCGCACUGCAGUGUAGCCCCCCGCCUCUGCUUUAGACCUGGGGGUACCUGGCUUUCUAAAGCUAGGAGAAUCAGAGCAGGAGAGACAGAGCAGUCCGGUUCACACAUGGGGAACCCAGUUCACAAACGGGGAACCAGGCCUCCAGCAGACAAGCCAUUGCCGAGGCUGCAUUUAUUUACUGAGCUGGGACCAAAAGCUGGGUCUUCACCCUGGAGUUCGGAUUCCAGCCUUGGUUUUCACGGGCCAGUGAGUGGAGGCUGAACAAGACAAUGGGAGAGGUUCCCUGGCCUGGGAGACGCUUUCUUCAAGGGAAGGGAGGGGAAGGGAAGGGAUGGGAAGGGAAGGGAAGGGAAGGAAGGGAAGGGACGCAGAGGGUGUGAGAAGGUGACACAGAUGAAGAGAGGGAAGGAGGCAGCCAGGGGAGACAGGGGACCGUGGAGUCACCCCUGUGGCAGGCACGGAGACAAGGAGACAGAUCUUACAGUCCAGUAAGAUCUGGAGGGGGUCCUUAGAAGGGUCCCGCACCCACUACACCGUGGGGGCUUGCCACUGCCACCGGUUGCCAUUCUGGGAAGCCCAGCCCCUCCCCAACACUGCAUACAGCUGCCCCCCCCUGUUUAUUUAUUGCACGAAUCUAAGUUAUUCUCCCCAGCCAGAGCCCUAGCCCUGCUCCCUGGGAAAGCGGCAUGUGGCCCUGAGCUGGACUUUAUAUUUUAUAUCUGCAAAUCACAUUUUAUCUUAUCGUUAGGGAAAGCCGGAUGGCAACAGAAUGUUUUUUUAGAAUUGCCUGGCCUCUAGAAUUUAUUUAUUUUCUGAUUUACAGCGAGCGAGUUAUCCGCCUUCUGUAUUUUGUACUUUCUGAAUAAAGUGGAGUUCUUUUUCCACAGAAAA